Amoebophrya sp. A25 is the source of this 6311-nucleotide messenger RNA. The record is from the annotation of a GenBank genome assembly. Lineage: Eukaryota; Dinophyceae; Syndiniales; Amoebophryaceae.
AGACUUAUAGACUUACUCUUUUCAGAGCAAGAACUACGGUAGAACUAAUGAGGGUCCUGGUCCUCCUCUUGUUCAUAGGCGUCGAUGGCGAAGACGACGGACCCCCUCUUCGGUAGUGGUCUGUGACAUUGCGUUUGUUCGUAGGCGAUCGGCCACGUUACUACCGAAAAGCAGAGGCGUUUUGAUGAGGCCCUGGUGAAGAUAGCUUUGCUGCUGUGUAAGAAGUAAACAAGCCAGCUAUUUUGCGAGAUGAAGCAUGUUCGUGGACGAGUCUUGGCUCGCGGACCCUUCUUAUGGUCCCUUUCCUACAACAACUUUCAGAUCAUCCCCUGGCAUAAACAUCUUCUCUGCUACUUUGUAUGGCACGCUCUCACACGAGCCUCUACCUGCUGUACCUGGUCUACCUGCUGUAGACCUUAGCCAAUAUGUGUCUAAUAAGUGGUUACGGUUACCUUAGCAGAUGACACAGUGAAUCGUGAAGCUUCUAUCUCGAAUGAUGCUAGCGUUGCUCUAUCUCCUCUAUCUCUUCUACUUUUGAGCCCCUACGACGUCUUCUAAUGAUGCUAGCGUUGCUGUUGUGCUCACGAGGCACUGUCGGUCUCACACAACCUGAGGAUCAUAGGAGUCACACUAGCGUGAGAGACUCGGGUACGAACAAGAGGAACAGCGAACAAGACAUCACGUUCUUAGAUUAAGGCGACAAGAUAUUACCUUCUUCGAUUAGGUCCAGCGACGCUCAAAGCACCUUAAAGUAAAGCAACCGGCUAGCUUUCCCUCUGAUCUUAGGCGUAUCCCUUCACGCAAUAGAUUCAGGCGACCAAGACAGCAUCCUCCUACUGCAUGGCCUGUCCCUCCUUUUUGAUCCUACUACUGUCAUGAACAUGAAGACCAUCAAGAUGACCAUCAACGCCUACAGCACAGCAUGAUCAAUGUGCUUGAGGAACGAGCCAUGUAGUAGGAUCACCCAUUGUUGGUACUUAACUCACCAAGAAAGGGGAACACUCUUCCUGACUCACUAAAAGAGGUAAAUUUUCCAAAGGGGAAUGCGAAGAAGAAGCUAACUCGAAGAAGCUAACUCGAAGAAGCUGACAGCUCUAAUCCGAAGAGGAAGCUAACUCCGCCCCGAUGCCGUUAAGAACGCAAGUUAGAUUUUCAUAGAAGUUGUACACUUCUUACAACACACUCCUCCACCCGUGAUCUUCUAUCUAUUGUAUGGUAACAGGAACUCAAGAACUGCACACGCAGCUUUCUAGUCGGAAGGAUGAUAUUCUUGCAUGCCGAUGCCGAAGAUUGAUCUCUCAAUGGCUGAGGCAUGAGUAGAGAGUAUAUUGAUGUUGUAUGAACUCCUGCAAUUUUCGUGGAGCUACUUUCUUAUUGUUUUCGAGGAGCUACUGACUCCUGCACUGACUCCUCAAGUAAAGAAAGUCAAGGGAUCGAAAUACACAGUAGUAGACACUGAUGCUAUAAUCACCAAAAAGAAGUACUCGGGAGAUGGCUCCAAAAAGAAGGACUUGACGCUGUAUCUUGGUUAUCAGGUAAUUCUCUAAACCAAAACCGGGCAAGUCGAGCACCAAACCCACCAGUACGAGAAGUAGAUGAAGCAGAUCGACUGGUGGAUUCAUUGCCACAAAAUUCCCUGCGGUCUUCUAGUGCCAGAAAAUUUUUAUGACCGGUUUAUUCAAUUGACUCCUUCCUACAUAGAAGAAUCAACAAGUACCGGUCUCGUUUGAGGACCCAGGUUAGAAACACGGCAUCGCCAUUACUUACAGUUAUAUCAGAAAUAAAGGACGCUUAGUUAGUUUUUUUCGAUAGAAGUAUACUUCUUGAUAGCAGAGUAGUUUAUAGCACGCAUGGUGCAUGGAGUAGCAUGGAGCGCAGAGCUUUAAGGGGCGCAAGAAGCUCCCCCUUUAGCUCCAUGCUACUCCAUGCGAUCCAUGCACUCCAUGCCAUGAAAGCUGUGAAACUUUAUAAAUUGCUCUGCGAAUAAAUAUCUUUUUUUGGCCCGCCAAACAAUAGGCUAGUAGAACUAGUUGGGGCACGAUGAACAUGAAGAUAAUGAUGAUGAUGAUGAUGAUGAUGACUGCACAGGAAGAGAAGGAUAGAUAAAUCUCUUCCAACAACAAUGACCUCCUGCCAGGCACAUCAAUCUAUCAAUCAAACGAUGCGGAUCUUUCUAAUAGUGGAGAGACCCUUGAGUGUCCCACGCCUUGACUUCACGAAAUUACAUCCACCUCAAAAGGAUGACGUAGACCUUGAAGCUUUUGAUCCACCAGCGGGAGGAAGUGGUUAAGAUGCCUUUUUCAUCUUCUUGUACUCACUAUCAGGGACCACGACGGACAACUAAACUCCCUUAUAUGAUGUAUAAGAAAAUGGAGAUUAAGCUUAAGCUCAACAAUGUAUAGAAUGGAGAUUUCAUCUUCUUGUACUCACUAAUGGCCUCGAACGUUCACCCCCUCAUAGGUGAGCCCACUCCUAUCCUAUCCUAUCCUAAGGGUCGCGUUGAUAUAAUGUAACUGUCGGCUUGUUACCUCCUAAACCCUAACCCUAAACCCUAAACCCACCCUAAAACCCUCUAAAUUGGUGGCGAAGGCGUGGCCGUUGCGAAUCCUGGAAGCCUUAUGAUGCACAAAGAGUGUCCAUUUAGCAAUAUCAGCUACUAAAUGUGUUACAUCGCCGAUUUUACUCAAUGUGCUACAUGUUGUAGAGGGCGCUACCAGCCAGAGGAUUCACGGAGGGAUCCAAGGGUAAUUUCUGCGGAUCCGGUGCUAAAUGCGCAGGGCUGAGGGGCGAACCCCUCUAAAUCCACAUCGAAACCGAUGACGAGGAUAUAUUUAUAGAUCAUAACUAACUUUCAAGUCCUCUUCGGUGAUACAGUCUCUACUCGAGUCGCAACAGAAGACCAAGGCAGCUGAAAGUUGCUACGUGGUUCAUAAAUGAAUAUAGGGUGGAUUCGCAUCACCCUUAAAUAAAAGAUUUUUGAAUUUAUAUCAACAAAGAAAUUCGGAUACUACCUAUUAAGCUUUGUAUGCUCCCGCCAUUUGGCAACCUGAAUUUGAUCAUAAUUAAGGGAAAACAAGAAGAGGACCCUUGUGAUCAAAUUCAGGCUACCAAAUACCGGAACCGUUCAAGCUUGCUCUAAGGCCGAGACGCCGAAGCAACCGGGUACGGCGAAAAAAGACAAAGCCAAAGGAGCCUCACCUAGAGCAGCCACACUUAAAGGGACUACAUCAGGCAUUAAGGAAAGUCCAGAAGGUCGCCGAUUCACAAUAAUUAUCUGUGUAAUAAGAUCAGUAGCCCUCUUUGCCUACGAGCGUUCGUAGUAGACCCACACCUAACCUAAUCUAACAUCGCUACAUGCAUCAAGAUGAUGACUGUCUGUGGUAUCUACGUGGCAGAUAACCUGCGCACUUAAAUAUAGAAGUCGUCAGGGAAAUCUUAGGCAGAUCGCCGAGGCGAUUCCAUAUCAUCAUAGACAUCGUGGCAGACAACCUGCACCCUUAUACAUGGGACCCCACGAGAUAUUAACCUCCUGUUGUAAAAAGGAAAGGUGAAUAUCAGUAGAUGAUGAUUAAAGUUAACGCUUCUUUCGCUUUCGCGUCGCGCACCCCCAGCCCUCUUCUAAUCCAGCGUCGACCACCACCGCAGCCGGUUCUACCGCGUCGUGUUGUGUUAAGCACUCUGGGACCCUAGAAGUGACCUAGAUCCUGUAAAUGAUCCACCUCUGACGCUUAAAGGUAGGAGUGAUAGGAGGAACUUAAUAUACUUGAUAUGUCAUUGUCAAUGUCUACUAACUCGACGUCCAGGAGCGAGAAGUUAUCUAGGACGAUAUAUAACUACAUGCAUAGGGAGCAGACCUAACAAAACACAACGUGUGAAGGCAUAGCAAACUUUGUAUCUUUGAAAGGCAUCCUAUCCUACCCUAACCUACACCUACAAACAUUGUAUUCUUCAGCACUUCUAUAUUCUUCAGCACUUCUACUCGAUUGAGGAGAUCUAAGGCCCGGGGAGACGCAGAAGCUUCCUUUCUAGAGAAUUCUUGCGCGGAGACUGGAACGUGUAAAACGCAGCAAGACGUUGCGGUGGUCCAAAAUGCUUUUUCCUUCUUCAAUGACGAUGAAGAUGGAGCAAAGCAAGGUAGCACAACUAGUCCUACUUUAUUUAGUAAGCCAGUUGUAUUAAGCCAGUUGGAAGUAGAAGUUGACCUCUGCAUGCGCAUCUGCAUGGCUUCUUCAAGUAGGAAAGCCAUGGAUAUGCGAGCUAGAGACGCCAACUCCUCUUAGCCGCUAACUGUGCCUACCAGAGCUACAGACAGUACUUCCAGAGUGGCUACAUCCAGGACUUCCAAAGUGCAGGAUCAUGAUGAAGUCCAAGGUAGUGCCAGUGGUGGACAUUUAGUGGGCAGGCGGGCAGAUGACACGCACCAAGGAGGGCGCUAUUCGACGACAGCGGCACAUCUCCUAUCAGCACAAGCUUUGGUAACCUAUCUACAAAGUGCGGCAUUCGCAGUUCAGUCACUCUUCCGCUCAGUUUUACGACGAGAAAGUAAUUUUCUUUAUUACCGGUUGCGGUUUAUUUGGGUUUUAAUGAUCUUCAUCUCUCUUGAUCAUUGCAUCUGCUCGUUUGUUGUGCAGGGAAACUUGCAUAUCCAGCAGAGUGGCAACCAUUAGAGUGGCACAUACGGGACCACUCUAAGAAAUGUUGGUGACGGCGUGCUAGGUGGCCAUUCAUUCGAAGCACCCGAAACGACUUUGCUGCUAUUAUGAUUGGUGUUAUCAUGGUUGCUGCGAGCUCUCGUCCUAUGUUCAUCUUCGACUUCGUAUAUCCGAUAUUUGAAGAUGAAAUACACAUCACCCGGAGUCGAGCCAGGUGCCGGGGGGUUCGAUGUGCAGGAUUCACAACCUAAAACCUACUCAAAAAUGUACCAAGUAUCUAUCUAUACUUACACGUAGAAGUAGACAACUUCUGUGGUUGGAUAUGUAUGUAAGUAUGAAGUAGCACACACCGACACCUGAUGAAUAAAGUGGAACAAGAUUAUCGUCGCUAAUAGACAUCGCCGUCGCCCCAGCACUCGCUCUGGUGGCCAUCGCCUGGGUUGUAGCAACGUGGGACAAAAGGAGAUAUGAGCCGAGUCAUUAUCGCACUGCAAUAGUUUGUUACUACCCAACACGACUACUCGUCUUGAAAAUACUAAUAAUUGUGACUUCUUCUAUAAUACGAGUCACUCAGUGGGGAGAAUCUUCGACUUGCACUUUGACUCAGAAAAAAGAACUUCAUAUGCUCGUUCAAGAUGAGGAACAUAUUUACCGAAUUCAUAGCUGGUCGUGGUAGACGAACUAGAAUCUUCUACUAGUAGACAAGUUCUUUCCCUCCACCUCGAUCCCUGUUUCAGCCUUUACGGGCAGCACGAGUGGAGAAAGCGCUAGAUGAUAGUGCAACAAGACAAGAUGCGUUAGCCCAGAAGCUUAAUGCGAUCGACCGAAAAAGUUAUGAUUCUUUUUCUGAUAUGUGUAGGUACUUCCUUCCUUCGUGAAAAAUAGGGUGGUUGCUCUCAGUGUAUCACUACAGGAGGAACUACGACUGUUUUUUUCUCUAAUAACUGCUUGAGAAGGACAAGCGAGGGAUAGGAACCGACCACAAGGAGGCAAAAAGCACAGACCACAGGGUUGCAGAAAGCGAAGACGAAACCGACGAUGGAAAGUGUGGAACUACCAUGAAGAUGAAAGAUGCUAAACCAAUAUUGACGAGCAAGAAAUAAGAAGUCAACUUAGACAGGAGAAUCGUCAAAGGUUAUUCUUCUUGGUCGCGCGACGACUUGAUCAAUAACUUUUUCACACUUCUCUACUUGUUACAACAGUGCCCCAAUAUGCAAGAGUUUUUAUGAGACUGUUUUCAGACUAAGAGGAGAUUGAAGGUGCAUUCAUUGUAGCUGUAGGGCCAAACUUGUGAAAUUAAACCUCAAUUUUUUUAGGGUGACUUUCUCUAGCAAAAUUGAAAUUGAACAUUUAAUUUUUAGGGUGACUUUCUCUAGUUGUAAUUUUCGUUGUUGUGUGCACAGAAACGUGCAUAAUUGAUGCUUUUUCGCAUCACCGAUCUUGAUCUUGUAUCGGUAGUUUCUUCUUGAUGUAAAGAUUGGAGGAUGAUUCGCAACAUGAGCAUCUGCUCUUUGGAAAUAGAAAUACGAACAUCUGUCCUAGGCGAAAAUCAAUGUGCAACACACCGCAUGCACACCUCGCUCUAGACAACACCUCUUGCUCUUGAGCUGCAGGUAAAUGAAUUUAUGAAUUGUGACAGCAAGCACAAACUAUGUCGUG